Messenger RNA from Plectropomus leopardus (leopard coralgrouper), 2337 nucleotides. RefSeq names its product aldehyde dehydrogenase 7 family, member A1 (gene aldh7a1). The record is from RefSeq and is a predicted model, not a curated record. NCBI's taxonomy places the organism in Eukaryota, Metazoa, Chordata, Actinopteri, Perciformes, Serranidae. Gene Ontology annotation, molecular function: aldehyde dehydrogenase (NAD+) activity.
GCGACAGUACUUCCGUUUCAGAGGUGACAGAAAGAAAGCGCUUCCCUGUUCUGGAGUGGACGUGGCCCUGCGUACUUUCUAUCAACCACCCAUGCAGCGCUGCCUCACUCUGACCUUUGGGCGGCACAGCAGGCUUCUCUUGAGAACCAAAUUAUCAUCUGUCCACUGCCAGCCGUCAGCAGCCAUGUCAGGUCUCCUCAUCAACCAGCCGAAAUACGCCUGGCUCAAAGAGCUGGGCCUGUCUGAGGACAACCCAGGUGUUUACAACGGGAGCUGGGGAGGCAGUGGGGAAGUCAUCACGUCAUACUGCCCUGCCAACAAUGAGCCAAUUGCCAGAGUAACACAGGCAACAAUGGCAGAGUAUGAAGAAACUGUCCAGAAGACGAGGGAGGCUUGGAAGAUGUGGGCCGAUAUUCCUGCUCCCAAAAGAGGGGAGAUUGUGAGGCAGAUUGGAGAUGCGCUCAGAAAGAAGAUAAACGUCCUCGGGAGUCUGGUGUCUCUAGAAAUGGGCAAGAUCUAUGUUGAGGGAGUUGGCGAGGUUCAGGAAUACGUUGAUGUCUGUGAUUAUGCAGUCGGUCUGUCAAGAAUGAUCGGCGGGCCCAUGCUGCCUUCAGAGAGACCAGGCCACGCCCUGAUCGAACAGUGGAACCCAGUCGGACUUGUCGGCAUCAUCACUGCUUUUAACUUCCCCGUGGCUGUGUACGGCUGGAACAAUGCCAUCGCCCUGACCUGCGGCAAUGUCUGCCUCUGGAAAGGAGCUCCUACCACGCCUCUCACAAGUGUUGCAGUUACCAAAAUUGUAGCUGAGGUGCUGGAGCAUAACAACCUGCCUGGUGCGAUCUGCUCCAUGACCUGCGGGGGCGCUGAUAUCGGCACAGCCAUGGCGAAAGAUGAGAGGGUUGAUCUGCUGUCGUUCACAGGCAGCACCCAUGUUGGCAAGAUGGUGGCCAUGAUGGUGCAGGACAGGUUCGGACGUAAGCUGCUGGAGCUCGGUGGAAACAAUGCCAUUAUCGUUUUUGAGGAUGCUGACCUGAAUCUCGUGGUGCCCUCCGCUGUCUUUGCAUCUGUGGGAACCGCUGGCCAGCGCUGCACCACCACCAGGAGGCUGAUGCUGCACGAGAGUGUUCACGACACUGUGGUUGAGAGGGUCGCCAAGGCCUACAAACAAGUCCGCAUCGGAGACCCUUGGGAUCCCACCACACUUUACGGGCCUCUGCACACCAAACAAGCUGUGGAUCAAUAUCUGGCAGCUAUUGAGCAGGCCAAGAAGCAGGGUGGCACUCUGAUCUGCGGAGGAAAGGUGAUGGACCGUCCUGGAAACUACGUGGAGCCCACCAUCAUCACAGGGCUGGCACACGACGCACCCAUUGUCCACACCGAGACCUUUGUCCCCAUACUGUAUGUCCUCAAGUUCAAGACAGAAGAGGAGGCGUUUGCCUGGAACAACGAGGUCCAGCAAGGCCUGUCCAGCAGCAUCUUCACCAAAGAUAUGGGUCGGGUUUUCCGCUGGCUUGGGCCGAAAGGAUCCGACUGUGGCAUUGUGAAUGUCAACAUUCCCACAAGCGGAGCUGAGAUCGGUGGAGCCUUUGGUGGAGAGAAACACACUGGAGGUGGAAGAGAGUCCGGCAGCGACUCAUGGAAGCAGUACAUGAGGCGUUCAACCUGCACGAUUAACUACAGCAAGGAUCUUCCUCUGGCGCAGGGAAUCAAGUUUGAGUAAAGCCUUCAGGUGCUUUGUUGUUAAAGCGUUCAAUGAGCCCAAAAGGACAACACUAAAUGUUUUAGUGGCAGAGUGUUGCCAAUCAAAUGCUAGACAUUUGUAAUUGCAUUUUUUGCAUCCAGAAAGGUCAGUCUGAAUUUUAAAAAGAAUUGGAUUAAUUUUGGAUUAGUAAUGUUUUCCUUUAUCAAAUCUAGUAUGUUUGCGGUUGCUGCAUCAAAUACUAAUCCUAGUUUGAAAAAAGUUUUGUGUUAAAGGUCAGAUACUGUUCCCCCAAAUUGUGGUGUGCACUUUUCUACAAGCGCUUACAAAGUGAGUUUAAGUGUGAGGCGAUUGUACGAGAUGCUUUAUACUGUACAAUAAUAAAAAUAAAUCUUAGCUUAUUUUAUAAGAAAAACUGAAGUCGACUUUAUUCAUGUGUAGAUUAAAUCAUUAUAGGGCAAAUAACAAAUCAACACAGUCUGCUUAAAAUCACGGGUGUUAGCAAUGAAAAUACUGUCUGCAUCUCCUUUACAGCAUUAACAUACUCCAUUUUGCAUCUUGAGCAACCUACAAGAAAGAAUCACUAUGUACUUUCCAGACAAGAAAAUAAUGAAUAAAAGGCUUCAUGUUGAUGUGAA